Molecule: messenger RNA, 525 nt
Organism: Cygnus olor (mute swan)
Lineage: Eukaryota; Metazoa; Chordata; Aves; Anseriformes; Anatidae
Gene: NEUROG3
Product: neurogenin 3
Exons: 3
Coding region: 1-525 (174 amino acids)
Molecular function (GO): protein dimerization activity
Source: RefSeq, a predicted model, not a curated record
AUGGAUGUGACGCUGAACACUUUCAUUGCUCAGUCUUUUGUGCCUUUUAAUAAUGGGGCAAACGCCAAUGUGGAAUUAAUCAGGAAGGGGAAGGCGCGGAGGGGCCGCGGGAAGGCGCGCAGCGAGGGGCUGCUGGGCAAGCAGAAGCGCAGCCGGCGGAUGAAAGCCAACGACCGGGAGAGGAACCGCAUGCACCACCUCAACUCCGCCCUGGACGCGCUCCGCAGCGUCCUGCCCACCUUCCCCGACGACGCCAAGCUCACCAAGAUCGAGACGCUCCGCUUCGCGCACAACUACAUCUGGGCGCUAACGCAGAGCCUGCGCCUGGCCGAGCAGAGCCUGCCCGAGCCCCCCCCGCCGCCGCCCCCCGCCGCCUCCCCCGGGCCCUGGGGCUCGCUUUAUGCACCACUGAACAGGCAUGGGAGUUUUCCAGCAGCUCUUCCUCCAUCCACAAUGCCACCGGGGCUCGUCAGGUGGGCAAGGAGCUGUGCUUUGGAGAUGGGAUGUGGAGGUGAAAUAAGGUAA